AUGGCGCCCAUCCCAGGAAUUCGCGAAGCAGCUCGCUUUGAGAACCAUUACAGCAUAGACUGGACAGAUUACGCAGCUGACAUGCAUACUAGCUACAAGCUGGCAAACAUCUCUCGCGAGCUUCAUGAUAAGUGGAUGGUCAUUGCCAGCGUUCUUUUUGCGAUCAUUGUGGUGGGCAUCAUCGCCCACUUUUGCUUUUGGGGAAGACACAGGUAUCCGCGGCAAACUACAUCUACCGAGGAUGAGAUGAAGACGGAGGACGCUGAGUAUCUGGAUAUGGUUGGGGAACCCCGCUCAGAUGGCUGGGUGUGUUUCAUUCUGGCCUGCCACGCUGUCAUUACCCUUGGUGUUGUCUGA
This is a messenger RNA of Penicillium vulpinum, 357 nucleotides long. RefSeq lists its product as uncharacterized. The coding region runs from base 1 to 357 and encodes 118 amino acids. NCBI's taxonomy places the organism in Eukaryota, Fungi, Ascomycota, Eurotiomycetes, Eurotiales, Aspergillaceae. The record is from RefSeq and is a predicted model, not a curated record. The transcript is spliced from 3 exons.